This is a messenger RNA of Cannabis sativa, 949 nucleotides long. RefSeq lists its product as uncharacterized. The transcript has 5 exons. The coding region runs from base 115 to 816 and encodes 233 amino acids. NCBI's taxonomy places the organism in Eukaryota, Viridiplantae, Streptophyta, Magnoliopsida, Rosales, Cannabaceae. The record is from RefSeq and is a predicted model, not a curated record.
AAUCCACGUGGUCAUCCUCCUCCACAUAUGGCUUCUGACUCUUCUAAUUUUCGAUUCCCUUUCACUCCGGCUCCGUUCGUUCUCUCUCUCUCUCUCUCUUCGUAAUCUUCUUCAAUGGCGGAAGCUUCGGUAGUGUCUUGGGUUCAAAAACCGAUCUCUCUCUUCUCGAAAGAGUUUUCUCCGUCUUUCUUCUCCUCUUCUCCUCCCCGUUCCUCGUUUCCUCGCCGGCCAACCUCUCGAUUUCUCCGAUCCUCUGCUAAAGCUUCCUCCUCCAAUUCCGCAAACUUUUUCUCCGAUGAGUCUUCCGGCUUGUUCCCUUGGUCCGAUGGCGACUCCGAAAUUCAAUGGUUUCCUGGUGGGAAAGUCACAUUUUUCACUACUGAUGGGCUCAUUCAGAUUGGAGGCUCCAUGGUCCCUAGACGCGUUCCUUCAGAUAAAAGAUCAAAGACUGCACAAAGACUUCAACGCUUCCAAGAGAGUGAUUACAUGGAUCCAAAACAAGAACUUUGUUUAGGCGCACUCUUUGAUAUUGCCGCAACAAACGGACUUGAUUCGGGUAGAAGACUCUGCAUCUUUGGAUUUUGCCGUUCCAUAGAGAUGCUGAGUGAUGUUGUGGAAGACACUGUUUUGGAGCAUGGUGGGGAGGUUGUUUCUGCAGAGAAAGCUAUCAAGGGCGGUUUGCAUGAGAAGCUAACAAUGACUGUUGCAGUGCCAUUGCUUUGGGGGGUUCCUCCUGCUUCUGAAACACUUCACCUUGCGGUUCAGAGUGGAGGAGGGAUUGUAGACAAGGUUUAUUGGCAAUGGGAUUUCUUGUAAAUGAAUUAUAUUAUAUGUAUCAUAUUAUGGCUAACCAUUAUUUGUGAAUGUUGUACAUAACUAUCACUUUCUUCUGUACAAACUCUAAUUCAUAUUCUCCCAUGUAUAAAAUAAAACCCAAUUGUUGUAUUUA